Messenger RNA from Pleuronectes platessa (European plaice), 3109 nucleotides. RefSeq names its product fleer (gene ift70). NCBI's taxonomy places the organism in Eukaryota, Metazoa, Chordata, Actinopteri, Pleuronectiformes, Pleuronectidae. The record is from RefSeq and is a predicted model, not a curated record. Gene Ontology annotation, molecular function: protein binding; intraciliary transport particle B binding. Gene Ontology annotation, biological process: intraciliary transport. Gene Ontology annotation, cellular component: intraciliary transport particle B; axonemal microtubule. Bases 129 to 2123 code for a protein of 664 amino acids. The transcript is spliced from 20 exons.
CUAAGUUACAGCCCCUAUGCGCUCUGUCCGUCCCGUAAACAGAAGCUAGCCAGAUGCUAAGUUUAAAUGUGUGGUGAUAUACAGGGUUUCGAGUGGUUUGUAGUCUUUCAAACGGCUCGUUUGGAGCCAUGGCAGCUAUAAAGGACGGAGAGUACACGGCCACCAUCUACAAACUGAUUAAAGAUGGGCAUUAUUUAGAUGCAAUUCACAUCCUAAACGGCCAGCUUCAAAAACAUACCAAGUCCAGGGCAGCUCUGUCUCUGCUGGGCUACUGCUACUAUCACAUCCAGGAAUUCAUCAACGCUGCCGAGUGCUAUGAGCAGCUCACGCAGCUGCACCCAGAGGUGGAGGACUACAAAGUGUACUACGCCCAGUCCCUCUACAAAGCUGGUGCUUAUCCUGAGGCGAAUAAGGCUUCCUUCGUACUGGACAACACCAGCAGUCACACCAAGAUGGUCAAGCUUCAAGCAUCCAUCAAAUAUUGUGAGGAGGAUUAUUCUGCUUCCAAGUCCCUGUUGGAGCAGCUGCCCCAGGAUGACCCAGACUGCAUCCACAAUAUAGGCUGUUUGCUUUACCAGGAUGGAAAGUACGAGGAUGCCUGCAAGAAGAUCAUGUCUGCGCUGCAAGUUGUGGGAUACGUGCCAGCGCUGUCCUACAACAUCGCUCUCUGUUUCUACAGCCUGAAGAACUAUGCUCAGGCCCUCAAAUACAUAGGAGAGAUCAUAGAACGAGGCAUGAGGGAACAUCCAGAGCUGAGUGUCGGGAUGACGACUGAAGGCAUCGAUGUCCACAGCGUGGGCAACACCCUGGUGCUGCAACAGACGGCUCUGAUCGAAGCCUUCAACCUCAAAGCCGCCAUCGAAUAUCAGCUGAAGAACUUGAAAAGAGCUCAGGAGUCUCUGACAGACAUGCCCCCCAGAGCCGAAGAGGAGCUGGACCCAGUGACGCUCCACAACCAGGCUCUGGUUAACAUGGACACGAAGCCAUCAGAGGGUUUUGAGAAGUUGGCCUUCCUGCUGCAGCAGCCCUCCUUCCCCCCCGUCACCUUCGGAAACCUGCUGCUGCUCUACUGCAAACACGAGUACUUUGACCUGGCGGCUGACGUCCUGGCAGAGAACGCCCAUCUCACCUACAAGUUCCUGUCCCCGUACAUGUACGAGUUUCUUGACGCCUUGUUAACCUGCCAGACAGCACCAGAGGAGGCGUUUAGGAAGUUUGACGAGAUGAACGCCAAACUGACCGAGCAGCUGCGAAAAUUGGCCAAGCAGGUGCAGGAAGCCCGGCUGGCACGAGAUGAGGAAGCACAGAAGAAAGCUCUGGCCGACUGCGAACUGAUGCAGGAAAAGUACAUCGUGGUCCUGAUGGCUCAGGCCAAGAUCUACUGGAACCGGGAGAACUUCCAGAUGGUGGAGAAGAUUUUCCACAAGUCGGUGGAGGUUUGUAAUGAGGAAGACACUUGGAAGCUGAACGUGGCCCACGUGCUCUUCAUGCAGAACAAGUACAAGGACGCCAUCGGCUUCUAUGAGCCCAUCGUCAAGAAGCACUACGAUAAUGUGGAGCAGUGUAACAUUCAGGAGUGUCCCUGCAAGUGCAAACCUUCGAUCCUGAACGUGAGCGCUGUGGUCUUGGCCAACCUGUGUGUGUCCUACAUCAUGACGAGCCAGAAUGAAGAGGCUGAGGAAUUGAUGAGGAAGAUUGAGAAAGAGGAGGAGCAGAUUUCCUAUGACGACCCUGACAAGAAGGUUUUCCACCUCUGCAUCGUAAACCUGGUUAUUGGGACGCUGUACUGUGCCAAGGGAAAUUACGACUUUGGCAUCUCUCGUGUUAUCAAGAGCCUGGAGCCGUACAAUAAGAAGCUGGGGACGGACACAUGGUUCUACGCCAAGCGUUGUUUCCUGUCUCUGCUGGAGAACAUGUCCAAACACAUGGUCAUGCUGAGGGACGCUGUUGUAGAGGAGUGUAUUCAAUUCCUGGAGCACUGCGAGGUCUACGGGAAGGAAGUGCCGGCUAUCAUCGAGCAGCCUCUGGAGGAGAUUCACAUUCACAUCGGCAAGAACACCGUCACCUACGAGGCUCGACUGCUCAAGGCGCUGUUCUAUGAUGUUAUUGGCUGGAACAAGUGACAUCAUCACACAGUGUCAGCCAGAGAUGGUAUUUUGUCAAUAAAGUCGACUCACGGAUAAUUAACCUGAAGCCAGAGACAAUCAACACUAUACACCUCAGGGAAGCUUCUAUAAAGAAGUGAGAGGGUGAGUUGAAGCAGAAGAGUUAAGAGAACAGACAUUAGGAGGUCUGGUUCAGUGAUCUCAGCUCUUACAGUAAUAGUCAGUAAUACUCGCUGUGCAGAGUAUGAUGAGCUUCUUUUAUUAGCGCUGUUUAUUCUACUCAACAUUAAAUACAUAAACACUUUGUUUAAAGUUCACCUUAAUACAUUCAUGAUUCAUGCGUAUAUCCUCUUUGGUGAGCGUGUUUUCUAUACUAUUCAUAACAUUAUUAUCAAUAACAAAAAAUGUAUUUAAGAACAAUAAAGAUUUUCAUGUUUGUAAGAAGUGCCCUGCAAUUUUUUCCUGUGAAAUAAUGAAUGUGUUUAUUCACAGCUGUAGCAGUUUUCAUAAACAGGGAUGUUCCAUUGAGCCUUUUAAUAUUGUUAACUGACUGUUUAUUUUUCUUAAGAAUUGUUACAGAAAUGUCAGAAUCACAAUUUUGUCUGUAAAAGGCCUAAGUAGUCCAAUCCAAUGGGCAAACGGGCAUUCCUAGACCCCCUGAUCCCAUAUUCUGUGACCCUCUGACUCCCUGAUCCCUGACUCCCUGAUCACUGACUCCCUGAUCACUGAGCUCCUUACUCCGCACCUUCCCACUGUUUCUGUUUGUAACACUUUGAAAACCAUCAGUCGGACACCUGCCCUCUUUAUACAAUGACAGCAAACUACAAACCAGGAGACAACCACGGUUGUUUGUCACUAGGGUUGCAAAAUUCAAGGAAUAUUCAAAGUUGGAAACUUUCCAUAGGAAUUAACGGGAAUAAACUCGAAAUUUUGGGGUAAUUUAUACUUACUGUAUUUACCUUGUCAUAUACAGACAAAAAUAUAAACAUUUUGUUUUGUCAUAA